Cuscuta campestris is the source of this 1110-nucleotide messenger RNA. Lineage: Eukaryota; Viridiplantae; Streptophyta; Magnoliopsida; Solanales; Convolvulaceae. The record is from the annotation of a GenBank genome assembly.
UCCCGGUCGAUCCGAUCCCAAUAAUCGUCCGUGAAGUAGAUGCAACCCGGUCUGCAAUUCGGAUGCUCCGACCCAAACAAGGAAACCGAGUGGUUCCCCCCGAGAAACAGCACCCGACCGUCCAAAGAUUUCACUUCCUCCCACGUUUCCGUCCUCAGUUCUCUCCGAAAAACACGGAACCCCAUCGUUUUGUACGGACACACCGUCCCUACCGUCUCGUCUCCUUCGUGCAUUGCCUCUUCGUACACGGCUCUCCCGUCCCGAGUCACAAACUCGCCGAUGUACCUCACAACGAAAAACAUCUCCCCGGAUUUACAGGGAACCAAGUACCACUUUGUCGCGUAGAGGUCCUCAGGGAAGUCCUCCCUGGCUUGGAGCAGCCCUGUGGGGUACGACGGCCGGAGAAUUCCCCUUUUCCUCAAAUUAGACGAAUCCCACCGCUGGACGGAUGCGUUGACCCCCAAGGCGAACACGGAACCGGUCGAGCAAGAAACGUCGUAGUGGGGCCCGCCCCGGAUUUUCCUCCACUGCUUGUCCCCGUUCCUGCAGCACGCGAUUCGCGGAUUCUCGCCGUGCAGAACGAAGACGACGAAGUCUUUGUUGGUGCUGGGAUUCGCGGAGAGGACGGCUUUUCGGAUGGAGAGAAGAGGGAAGGAGGAUGUGUCGGGGAGAGGGAUUUGGGAUUGGUCGGAGGGGUUGAGGAGGGAGAGUUGGGAGGUUUGGUGGGAGAGGAGGAUGAGCCAUCCAUGGGAGGAACCGACAGUGGUGGUGGUUUUGGGGAUGUUUGUUGCAGGGUUGGUGAAGAUGGUGUUCUUGUCUGGGCUUAUGAAUGUUGUUUGUUGAUUCAGUGAAAGCAUCAGCAGGGGAGAGGAAGAAGAAGAAGCCAUUACAGAAAGAUUGCAGUGAUUGAUUCUCAUGCAAUUACAGUGGACUCAUCUCGUACGUGCUUAUGUAUCCCGAGUGGAUGAAAAGAGGUUUCCUAAAUCCUGAUGCAAUUAGGAAGAGGAAAGAGGUUAGUCGUUUGACUCCUUUCCUAAAUCCUGAUGCGAUUAGGAGUUAUACCAUUUUCCAGUUGGAACUUUUUUGGUGAAAUUAAGCUAGACCCCAGUG